UUAAUGUCGAAUCUCCGAGAAAACUCAUUAAAACUCCUCACUCAAUACGACGUUUUUGCGACACUCAUCGAUAUUUUGAAGUACUCACCCCAAUCGAAUUACAC
This is a messenger RNA of Mesorhabditis belari, 104 nucleotides long. Lineage: Eukaryota; Metazoa; Nematoda; Chromadorea; Rhabditida; Rhabditidae. The record is from the annotation of a GenBank genome assembly.